CAUCUAUACUUCUAUUCUCUCUACACAACAAAGUUUUCUGUUUGGCCUUCUGUUGCUCCGAUUCGUUUUAAACAAACAAAAACGCUCACUAUUUUCACUUAAAACAUACGAAAAUGUUUACCUUCUCAUCAGAACAAGAUUCCGUUUCUCGUAGAUGUGUUUGGGUAAAUGGCCCUGUAAUUGUUGGUGCAGGUCCAUCAGGACUAGCUGUAGGAGCUUGCUUACGAGAACAAGGAGUUCCAUUUGUCGUUAUAGAAAGAUCUGACUGUAUCGCAUCACUGUGGCAAAAACGAACGUACGAUCGUUUAAAGCUCCAUCUCCCCAAGAAAUUCUGCCAAUUACCAAAAUUCCCAUUCCCAAAUCACUUCCCUGAGUAUCCAACUAAGAGACAAUUCAUCGAAUACCUCGAGCUAUAUGCUAAACACUUUGACAUUAACCCGCAAUUCAACGAGUGUGUUCAAUCAGCUAAGUACGAUGAAACUUGCGGAGUGUGGAGGGUGAAAACUAGUUCACCUAACGGCUUUGAAGUUGAGUACAUUUCCCAGUGGCUUGUCGUAGCCACAGGGGAAAAUGCUGAGAGAGUUGUGCCUGAAAUUGAAGGAUUGAAAGAAUUUGGAGGUGAAGUGAUUCAUGCUUGUGAUUAUAAAUCAGGGAAAAAUUAUAAAGGGAAGAAAGUUGUUGUUGUUGGAUGUGGUAAUUCUGGAAUGGAAGUCUCACUUGAUCUUUCAAAUCAUGGUGCUCAACCAUCAAUUGUCUGUCGUAGCUCGGUUCAUGUUUUGCCAAGAGAAAUAUGUGGAAAAUCAACAUUUGAGCUAGCUAUGUUAAUGAUGAAAUGGCUGCCUCUUUGGCUAGUUGACAAAAUUCUACUUAUUCUUGCAUGGUUUAUUUUGGGAAAUAUCGAGAAUUAUGGACUAAAAAGGCCAUCAAUUGGACCAUUAGAACUCAAGAACAAACAUGGGAAAACACCAGUUUUAGAUAUUGGUGCCUUGGAAAAAAUUAGAUCUGGAAAAGUUAAAGUUGUCCCAGGAAUCAAAAAAUUUUCAUGUGGCACCGUUGAACUUGUCACUGGCGAAAAGCUAGAAAUCGACUCUGUUGUUCUUGCUACAGGUUACUGCAGCAAUGUUCCUUACUGGCUACAGGAAAGUGAAUUUUUCUCCAAUAAUGGAUUUCCGAAAGCACAAAUCCCAAAUAAUUGGAAAGGAAAAUCUGGGCUAUAUGCAAUUGGAUUUACAAGGAAAGGGCUAGCUGGUGCUUCUGCUGAUGCUAUAAAUAUUGCACAAGAUAUUGGAAAAGUUUACAAAGAAGAUCUCAAACAAAAAAAGCAAAAAGUUCCAACACACAGAAGAUGCAUCUCAACUUUUUAAUCCAACU
Messenger RNA from Solanum lycopersicum (tomato), 1371 nucleotides. RefSeq names its product probable indole-3-pyruvate monooxygenase YUCCA5 (gene FZY5). Gene Ontology annotation, molecular function: NADP binding; flavin adenine dinucleotide binding; N,N-dimethylaniline monooxygenase activity. Gene Ontology annotation, biological process: auxin biosynthetic process. Lineage: Eukaryota; Viridiplantae; Streptophyta; Magnoliopsida; Solanales; Solanaceae. The record is from RefSeq and is marked validated.